AUGGCUAGGUUCAGGGAAGUCUUGGAAAGAUGGGGUUUGUUUGACUUGGGUUGGAGGGGGGACAAGUACAUAUGGAGUAAUAAGCAUGAGGACGAGUCUUUCACCAAAGAAACAUUGGAUAGGGCUGUAGCUAACACCAAAUGGAAGGAAAACCAUGCAGAUGGGUGGGUGGAAGUACUGAUGGCUAGGUGUUCUGAUCAUAGGCCGACUCUUCUGUGCAUGAACCAAAAAUAUGAAAAGGUUUGGCGCCAUAAGAGACUGUUCAGAUUUGAAGCUUGUUGGUCCUUGGAUGAGAGUUGUGAAGAGGUGAUCAACACAGUUUGGCAGGAAAGGUCGAGGGGGAGGGAGCCCUCUUUGGGGAUAAAUUUCAAAUUGAAUGAGACUAGAGAAGCUCUGGUAAGAUGGAGUAAACAAAGGGCUUUUGAUCACAAAAAAGCUCUGGUUGAGAAAACUGCUUUGCUAAAGGAGUUACUAAAAAAUGAGGGUAGUCAUAAUACUGCAGCCAUCAAGGCAUUACAAAGGGAGAUUGGAGUUUUGCUUGAGAAAGAUGAUGUGAAGUGGAAGCAAAGGGCUAAGGUUAACUGGUACUAA
Messenger RNA from Juglans microcarpa x Juglans regia, 591 nucleotides. RefSeq lists its product as uncharacterized. The transcript has a single exon. Lineage: Eukaryota; Viridiplantae; Streptophyta; Magnoliopsida; Fagales; Juglandaceae. The record is from RefSeq and is a predicted model, not a curated record. The coding region runs from base 1 to 591 and encodes 196 amino acids.